Molecule: messenger RNA, 564 nt
Organism: Rubroshorea leprosula
Lineage: Eukaryota; Viridiplantae; Streptophyta; Magnoliopsida; Malvales; Dipterocarpaceae
Source: the annotation of a GenBank genome assembly
ACAUAAAGAGGAAAAGAAAGAAAAGAAAAAGCCAUCAAAAUCAAUAUUCUUAUGCGCCCAAAAUAUAAUAACUACACAAUCAUUGCUUAUAAUAACCACUUCGGUGAGGAGGACAUGGAGAUGAAAUGCUACAAGGAAGUCGAGGAAAGGAUCCAGGUUACUGUCCAGGGGCAUUGAGCAGAAGAGGCACUAGUCUCGCAGGGAGCACAUGGUAUGGCGGCGGUUGUUGUGGGGCACCAUAUGGAGGAGGAGGUUGAUCAUAGCCAGGCAUGGGCUGCUCAGGACGCCUAUAAUAGGGAGUUUGAGAAUGAGGAUAGGGUGCAUUUCGAGGUUCUGUUUGUGGCUGCGGUGGAGAUCUUGGAUUUUGAUGAGGUUGUCCGACUGGAGGGUAAGGACCUGUGUUCUUACUAUCCUGGAAACUAAGACCUGCCAUUUGUCUCUGUACAUCUUCAAUCAUUUCUCUGCACUGGAUGUUUCGAUCGAGUCAUUAUAAAAUCACUGCAUUGCUGCUUGACAUUUGUGAUUGCAUCCUGUUUGAGGACAAAAGAAAUUUUAUAUUCAUAC